Messenger RNA from Amoebophrya sp. A120, 12080 nucleotides. The record is from the annotation of a GenBank genome assembly. Lineage: Eukaryota; Dinophyceae; Syndiniales; Amoebophryaceae.
AGAGCAAGAGAGCUUUUUCUGGAGUUAAAGUCUGUGUCUGGUUCUGCAACUACCGAGCCCGCGGUUGUAUUUUUAUUUUCGCACGAAUAUAUAUAAUUAUGGUCGUCCCCGUGAAGAUGCAGAUCCGGCCCCCGCGAGGUUGCGUUGAGAAGAUGCGUAAACUCUUCUGCUUCAGCGCCGUCGUAUUUUUCGGCCUGCCACACGUGCAGCACAAUGACACGUUGGUGCUGGGUAAGGGCAUUGCGCAACAAGUAGAUGUGGAAGAUUCCGGUUUGUCGCAGGACGAUCUGCAGAAGACCGUAGUGGAUGCAGAUACGAAAACGAAGCCCGUUAUUAACGAAGAUGAAACUUUUGAAGCUGCAGUUGCAACGAGUAGCCAGGAAAAAACACCCAUCCCCAUCCAAUUUGUCAUGCAAAACAUGCAUAAAAUCCACUAUUUUCCAUGCAAAAAAUGGAUGGGGAUGGGUGUUUUUUCCUGGAUAACGAGUCCGAAACUUCUAGUGCCCUCGACGAUACUAGUCCAAGAUCGGGUCUACGUGCGCGAGAAAACAACUACAAAUGGCAUCAACAAGGGAGAAAAAAUUGAAACCCCGACCAGUUCCGGAUCCGACAACAGGGCGAUCCGGCUUCCGCCACUCGCAGCACCUGCUUCCGCAGACGGCGCAACAAACUUCCUAGAAGUGGAACACAAGAAACUCGCGGAGAAAACAAGAACCCAGGAGACUGCCAAGUUCGAAAACAGACACGGCCGUCAACAUCUUCAGACCGAGCGCGCAGCGGCAGCACGACAGCACCGGCGUAAAAUGAGAAGCAAGCUGCAGAAGAAAAAACUUGCUUCCAAGAAGGCUCGGUUACUGAGGCAGAAAGUGCUGCGACAAGCGAAGCGGAACAGGGUGAAAAAGCUGCUGCUGUUAAAGAAGAAACAGACACAUGCAAACAAGAAGACCAGUCUCAGUCGAAAUCAGAUGAGCAAGCAAAAGCAUCUUCAGAAAAGGCGCAUGGGCGAGAUGAGACUCGAUUUGGAGCAGGUCGAGGACGAUGAAGAUGAUGAUGAUGCUGUAUCAAGUGCAAAAGUUGUGUCUGUGUCUGGACAAUUGCUACACUUGUCAUGCAUGUCUGACAUGACUCAAGAACAAGAAUCUGUGAUGCAUGGGCACGAAGCGGCCCUCUUACCUGUCAUGCAAAAACGCAGUUUGCCAUGCGCAAAACGCAACACGUAGGCGAUUAAAAAUUUCUCAUGCUUGGCUCCGUAUUGCAGUGGAACUCCCAUUCACUUUCAGCAUUACAAAUUCCCAGACCCAGACAUAUUUGCAAUGCAUAUGCUGGUGACGACGUCGAUACCGUCGAUAAAGACGUGGAGACGGACGCCGACGAUGAGAAGCUGAGUCAGGAUGAGCUCGAACAAGCAGACGGAGAUGAUGUUGACGGCGAAGCUGAAGAUGUUGAUGAUGAAGACACUGCAGUAGAUGAUGAUGUCGCCGCCAUUGAUGACGACGAUGAAAACGACGCUUCUACUACCACACCCUUGGACGAGGACUUGGAGAACGAGGAUUUGGACUUGGCGAACGAUGAUGCCGUGGAGGAGAAAACAAGUGAAGCUGGAACUACAUCUGCAAAUGCAGAUGAGACUCUCGGGGGUGGUGUUGAGCCACCUCCAGAAAAGAAGGACGGAGCGCUCCUGAAUAAAGCUGGCGCUGAAAAGAUUCCGGAUCUGCAAACAGGCAGAUCUUCUUCAAGCAGUGGCGCGGCGGGCUCCGCCGGGACAACGGGAGAUGCCCCACCAGCGGCGCCGGCUCGUGCUGAGAGUGACAAUAAGUCGUCCAAAGAUGGGGACGCAGGAGUUCUUGAUGAAUCAUCUUUCCCCGAUCAUGGUGCUAGUGCGGCAGAAGAAUUUUCCGCCGCUUCGAAGUCUACGGAUCAGAGCGCGAGCGUGAACAGCCAAAAAAAUCCAGGGACUAGUACUACAACCUCAAGCAGCGCGACCGGAACAAGUGGGACGGACGCCAACAAUAGCGGCUGCAAGUGUUGUUUCUGCAUCUUGAUCAUCGUCGUCGUCGUUUCCCUUGUCGGGCUUAUCCUUGGCGGCAGCUACUUUUACUACAAAUCGAAUUUUCUCGAAAAACGCUUGUCCUUCGCGUCCCAGUCUUUUCAAGGUGGGGGGUUCGGGGAAUCCGACGGCAAGAACGUGGUGACUGGUGCUGGAGAUCAGAACCAGCCGGGCGGGGGCAACACAGCCGGCGCGACUUCUGGAACAGCAGCGGACUCGACCCCGUUGCUGCAGCCGCUACCGGCAGGCAUGGUGGAGGAUGCGGAAAAAAUGAAAAGCUUUUCGGAUUGGGCGGAAGAAAAGGUCAAGAAAGUGCGGCGAUUUUCUGCGGGCUACUUAUUCGGCGCGUCGACCGGUAGCGGGGGCCAUAUUAACUCAUCCAAAGGAAGUCGUGGCCACAAGGACAAGAAAUCCGAAACGAGUGGAGGUGCUGGUGCACCGCUGUCCGAAGAAAACGCGGAAGCAGGUCGUGGAGCAAACGCGCAGAAAGACGACGCCGCGGAUACCACUGGUCCAAUAGAGAGGAAGUCGAAGAAAAGCGGAAACCGGAUGAAUUCCAGCUCAGCCGGUGCAGCUCCUGGACAACAAGGUUCCGCCCCGGGGAGCGCUGACUUUGAUUUUACAGGCGGCCAUCAGAAACUCGAGGCGCCAGACCUGGGAGGUUUUGACCCGCAGGAGUCCGCUUCCGGCGGCGACGAAAACUUCCUGGCGCCACCGCAAACGGAAGAGAUCGCCCGGUCGAAGAAGAAAAAGAUUGCGCCUGCAGCUCCACCUGCGGACAAGAGCGCGCCACCUUUCGUGCUUGGCCACAUUGGCCUACCUACCGCCGAGGAAGCGACCACCUCCGGCAAAAUUCGUCCACCGUCGGAAUCGACGACGCGGAAGAGCAAAACCAUGACGGAAGCGGUGUUUGGGAAACAGGCAGCCGAGGAACGCGAACGGGCGCUGAACACCAGAACCACGGCACAACCCAGCAAGAAGCUGAUGGCGGAAGACGCAAUUUUGGUGAGCGUUUAUUAUUCUUGUUUUUCGAUUAUAGUAAGCCCUGUAGCUGUAUAACCGCUAUUAUUGAAGUGUAUAGUCCUGUUCAAAGAAACUACAACUGAUCCAGAUGAAGUACAGAUUAAUGCUCUAGCGUGUUGAGAAAAUUCCGCAUGAUCCGCUUCAUUGCAACGAAAAAGAAUCGAAGUCGAGCUUUGCGAGGAAAACUGCGAACACCGGCACUUUGAACUUUGUCAAAAUUCCAUGUCAGGUGAAAGAGGUCACGCAAAAACUCGCUUCGCAAGUCCCGGCGGAUCUCGACGACCAGCAUUUUUCUAUUCCUCCGCCCAGGCCUUCGGCGAAUAAGUUGGGGAAGAAAACGGUGUCCGCCCUGGACCCGGCUCCAUUCGGCGGCCUGGAAGAUGACGACAUUGAAAUCCUGCCCGAGAGUGCGGGCCCCGCGACCCCGGCCAGCGUUGCCAGUGAAAUCGAGGAGCUCGUCUCGGACCACCACAAGCGCACGUCGAACAAGCUAGAGGAGGUACAGUCGCUGGAGAUACAACUCGUUUCCGCGAAGAAGGAGCUCGGGAUUUUGCUUUCAAGUCCCGUUACUUCGCCCCCGUCGCGGAAGUCGACCGCUGGCGAACAAAAGCUUUCGAUCGCGAGUGUCGCGACCUUCGCGGAAGAGACUCCGGUUUUUGAGGACGACUUCAAGAGCGAAGGUGUGUUGAAAGCAGGGUCCACCGGCUACAGUGGCAAAGCCGAUGCCGAACAAAUUGCGACCUUCGCGGAAGAGACGCCGGAGCACGAGGGUGUGGUCGAAAAUUAUAAACCGAAGAAGAACAAGACCACGAGGAAGUCGUCCAAGAUUGGCGACAACAAAGAGGAGCUGCUUAUGGGGAGUAUGAAGACAAUGGUGGAGCAAGUCCAAUCGGAAAUCCAAGGUUCUGCUUCGGGCAAGUUGUCGAAGAAGAAGUCGCAGGUCCUGCAAAAGCAAGGGUCACUCCGCCCCUCCGCGGAUCACGAUUCUCCGAUCCACGAGCGCAUCGCCGCUUUACAAAGUGGCACUUCUUCGCAGCGACCGUCGCAACAAGGUUCCUCUCGCCCCUCCGCAGACCAUGGCUCCCCGAUUCACCUGCGCAUCGCUGCGUUAAAAAUGUCCCCACGUCAGUCGGCGAAGGUGUCACCCGGGCGAGAAAUGACGACCGGCGGGGCCACCGGGAACAAGUCUACCUCCCAGCGGGAGACAUCUGCAUCUCCGCGCAGCCCAACAACAUCAACUGCUGCGAAGCGAAAAUCGACGGCGCAGCAGGAGCAACAACCACGAACAACCUCCCCCGGAGGAGGUUCAACAUCUCGGCCAAUGAGUUUUGCGAAGAACCAGCAAGAACAAGCAACUUCGCCAAAAGCGGCCGCGCGGCAGUCUGGAAGACUGACAGCCACAACCUCGCCGAAGAUGACUACAUCCUCUGGGAUCGUGCAAAAAAAGGAAGGAGGAGUCCCUGCCUCCCCUAGGGGUAUGAGUUUUGGCGCUGGCGCUUCUCCGAGGAGUGGCGGGGAAGAACACAAGCGACAAUUGUCCAUGUACUACAACUUCCUGCCGACGACCACCGACGCCGACAAGCUCGCGCUGGCGCGGUUUUCCUCCCGCACGUCGCGGAAGCCGGGGUCUUCGGAACAAAAGCAAGGCACGCCGCAAAAUGCUGGCGACGUCGUCCGGGACACGGAGGGCGACCGGCUCACCUUCCAGCCCGAUGGAACGUCAAAGAUGAGCCAGCGUGGGACCACUCGUGCUGGUCAAGAGCUUCUACAGCAACCCGGUGCAGCAACCUCUAGCGGGGCGGGUGACCGAAAGCAUCCCUCGAAGAGUCUCCACAACACUGAUUCGAUCCAGGACCGGAUCGAUUCCCUGAAGCGCGCCAACAGCAAGGAGCGUGGCAAGGACGAGAUGAGCUCGAGCGUGCGCAAGUUCGGGUCGGCGCUGCCCGGGCUGGCCCGGGCGAACGACGAGGGAGAGCAGGUCGCGACGGUGGAUGAUAUUGAAGAAGGGGCGGAGGAAGACGAGGAUCUGCUGGACACGCCCGCGGAAGGUCGCCCAGGAGACUCGUCUGCCACUACAUCAUGGUCUGAUACCAGCGACGCGUAAGGGGGAGGUGAAAUGAAUUCCCGUAGCAUGAUUCGAGGAGAACGAGAACAACAAGUUGCGCUUAUUUGACGAAGUAGAAACAGAAUCACAAACACUCACUUUAUAAACUGGUUGCUGACCUGCUCCGCAGGCACAGCCAGUCAACAAAAAGCCAAGAAAACAAAGUUUUUAAUAUUUCUGCUUAUUCGCGAAUCGGAAUCAACGCACGUCUGUGCUGACUUAUCAUUUUUACCUGAUUACAACAAUUUUAUAUCCUUUCCAAAUCGACUUUAUUACAACUGUCAAGAUGUUUUUCAGAGCCUGUUUUGUCAGCAGAAAAAUCCUAUGUUGAGGCGACUUUCACCUAUGCGAUAUUUUCAUUUCGUGAUUACACAUCUUUGGUUUGUCUACUAGAUUUUUACAAUGAAAUUCCCUUUAACUUUUCGUUGGUUGAUGUGGUCUGCACCAUCUUUAUCAUCAAGCGCAGGUCGUCAGCGUCAAUGUGUAUAAUGAUGUACAACUUUUCACCGGAAGUAUGGGGUUGCUGGCAAUAUUCUAUGUGAGAUAGAAUGAGGAUAGAUUAUGUUGAAACAGAAGCGACCCGCACUGUAUCUACAUGUUUUGGAUUCUAUUUCUGAUAUCAAAAAUAAAAGCAGAAGUCAGCGCCGUAUCAGUGAAUGAUGCGAGCCGAUGCGCUACUUCGUGGUGACGCGGCUAUGGUGAUGGCAACUUUUAUGUUCCUCCAAUUCAACUUUUAAAAGGACAAGACCCGCCCGAAAAAACAAGAACCGCUGCGAGAUAGGAGUUUUUGUCUGGAGUAAGUUCGAGCAAAAUGAAUCUGAAGAAGGACGCAAACCGAUCGCAGAAGACGGAAAAGCAAGCUAGCUCUUGACGCUGCAACCUUGAAACGCUUCUAGGAAUUUGAACAGGUUUUGNAUCAUGGCUCAUGCAAAAGAACGUGCGUGACAAGCCUUAGAAUCUUCCAGACAUCAUCCAGGGAUAUUUGCAAUUGAUAGCUGCGUGAAGCACACUAUGAAUUGCAAAAGUAUCGUACUCGUAUAAAUGCAUGACAAAUUGUUCCCCCAGCAUGAGAAUUCAAUUAAGAUUUGUAAUGCGGAUUUACCUUGAGAAAAAAAUUUGUAAUGCAAGACUUGCAUUUAUACGAAUACGAUACUUUUGCACAGGAUACACACAAUGCUGAAGUUUGGGACCGCUUUCCAGCAGUAUCAAAUGUAAAAAUGUCUGGGUCUGGAAGGAUGCAGAGAUUUGUGAUGCAGCUUUGGCAUGAACCCUGAUGUCUGUGAUGCAUUCCCUAGCAUCACAGAUUUUUUGAGGGCUUCUUGAUGCCUAUACCGCAUGAGAAAUGCCCUCUCGCCGUCGCAAAAACUGCAACUCUUUUGCUGUUCAUGCAAUACAGAUUUUUGUAGAAUCCAAAUGCAGCAUCACAAGUUGCAUCCUUCCAGACCCAGACAUUUUUGCAAUCCAUAAGCAGAGUACUUGGACCAGUUGGAAGCAGAAGCCAACGGCGAGCUCUAGUAGUACGAGAGUGCACAACGAACCACCCCCACCUCCCUCUCAUUUGUAUUGCAUGAACAGCAAUACGAGCGUCCGCACAUGUGGAGCCUGUGCAUCACAGGUUCAUGCGCGUAAUGUAGUACUGUUUGGGGUUCCAGAAUCUGUCAUGCAAACUGUACCACAAGGCAGCACUUGGAUUUGAUGUUUUGCAUGACAAAUGAGGGGCUGGGGAUGAAGAAAUACUCGCGAUGUUUUUCGCGGUUCUGACCCUAGAUCUCCUGCGUCCGAAGCUGCUUGCGGCGACGGUGCAAGGGUUUUUGAUGUGGCGCAGUCGGGUAUGCAUGACAAAUGAGGGGCAAAGGGAGUUGUGCACUGUCAUACGUAGUACGGCUGGCCCAGCAGUUGGAAGCGCAACCCAACUCUCGCACGUACAGCACAAGUGCUGUCGAGAGUGAUAAAAAGUGUGUUUACUAAAUAUUGGAAAAAGUAGUAAGUUUGAGAUGAGAGUGAUCAGCUUCUUCGCAUAGCACAACUGCAAAAGCCUAGAUAAAAGCAUUACGCUGAUUUUCUGUGAGUGAUUUCAAAGUAAUAGUAAAAGUUAAAGUUCCAUUUUGCCCGGCUCUUUGUAUUUAUUGUUCCUACAUCCACCCGGCACGACCGGAAAAGAAGAGAACCAGCAUCGGCGUUGAUAACUUCUUUAUUCUUAUACGUUGCAAACGAACUGCUGUUUUUUGCCUUUGCUGACAGCUUCUUCCAAAUGACCUAUGAACGAAUCCAUAUGCAUGCGAUCUUAUUCCAUUUUUACUCGCUUCAUUACCGAUUUUUUUCACCAUCGGUCCUGCGUGUCGUUCGCGAGGGCCACAAUUUUGCCGCAUGAAGGAUAUAACAAGUAACAAUCGUGGGAGCUCUUAUUUCUCAUGAUCUAGAUCUUCAUGCAGAACAACAACAAUAACUUCACCGCUUCUUAUUUCGGAGUUGUGAGCACAGCAUUCUGCUAGCAUUUCGAACUGAAGGUGAAGCCAGAACCUACAAACAGCCAGGUGUUGUGUCCUUUGUUCUCUCACUGCAUUUUUCAACGUGGGUGGCUCCGCGCAGAUGGAAGAGCGUGGUUCGUCUUGCUGAAUAAAGGAACUCUCAUGUACUAUAGCACCUCUCUGUACAACUAUGGCAGCUGCGGAUCCACCUGGUGACCAAGAAGAUCUGAUCCUGUUGCAGACAAAAUGCAAAAACUGAUUCAUACCAACAUUUCUGCGAUCCUUUUGAAAGUCUCAGGAAUUUGGUCUUAAGAAUUUCUCCCGCUAGUACAACCUCCAGCAUGAUCCAUCAACUUUUUGAACCGAGAUCAUGACAACUCUGUUUUAACACGUGAUUGGUCAAAAGUAGAUGAUGAAGGCUCUCCAGAUUUCUCAAAUAGCGCAUGCGAUGAUCCUGCGAAGCGGCAAAAAAAGUAUACGAUCGAUGUCGAUAAAAAUUUUACUUUCAAAUAAAACCAAAGUGAUUGAUAAAGAUUGCAGCAGCCUCGCACUCGUUGCGCUUCGCAAAAAAUCGUUCUGGUGCUUGUCCCAACUUUAUACUUGAACCAUAAGCUCAUCGUUAAAAGACUUUCGUCGUCAAUAUUAAAGACAUCCUUUCACCACAAACCCAUUGGCAAUCGAAUUUAUUUGUGAUAAUGGCCCGAAUCUUCUCCAUCCAGAAAUUGGCUGCAGCUGCGGCCGCAGCUAGUACCGUAGCUCCGGCUUUUUUCACCGGAGUCAAAGCAGUGAAGAUGAAUAACGUUUUCAACGAUAAAGUCAAGAGCGCUUCCGUGGUGCAGCGCUCGUUGGGCAAGACCGGCGUGAAUGCCGGGCCGAUUUCCCACUCCGGAGUGUUAAUGAAAACGGAAUCUGGAAAAGAAUACAUCGCGCACCACCCCGGGCUAUGCUGUGCAAAAGUAUCGUACUAGUAUAAAUUGCAUUAGCAUUACAAAUUAAUAUUAAAUUUGUAAUGCGGAUUUGCCUUAAAAGAGAGAUUUGUAAUGCAUAACCGCAAUCAGUACGAGUGCGAUACUUUUGCAGUUCAUACGGGCCGGGCCAGCCUGCGGUGGUGACGGACGCGAAACACAUGUCGAACGAUUGGAAGGAGAAGGAGAAGUUGAAAGUCGAAGUAUCGCAUGUAAAAACGUCUCCACGAGGACCCCAUAAGUAGUCAAGAUGGGAAAUCUGCUAGACAAAUCAGCCUGCUUUGGAUGUUGCGCAUGACAAGUUUGGCCUCGACGUAGUGCAGUCCUGUUUAUUCGCUUGCUCAGCAGCAUCACAGAUCUAGCCCAUUACUCUGGUUGGAGCACUACAAAUAAUUCCAAAGCGCGGGGGCUACAAGACGGCUGUCAUGGGGAUCAUCCGCAUGAGAAGCAUUUUGAGCAUGCAGAUUUGCAUGCCAAGAACUUACUAUGGGGUAAGUAUACUAUGGGCCCCGUUUUUACAUAGGAUACGAACCCGGAAAGACCGUCGGGUCCGCCUUUAACUCCGCGGGGGGGAGUAAAAGCAACAGCAGCUACUUCAACCCGGCAGCCCCGACCUGCCACGGAUUCUCGAACACCGUCGCCUACGCAGUGCAGAUAUGUCUGGGUCUGGAAGGAUGUAACUUGUGAUGCACACGUGCAUACUACAAAAAUCUGUAUUGCAUAAAGAGGCCCUGUUUUUGCCAAGGCGAGAGGGCAUUUCUCAUGCUGUAUAGGCAUCAGGAAGCCCUCGCGCAAUCUGUGCUGCUAGGGCAUGCAUCACAGACGUCAGGAGUCAUGCAAAAUGCGCAUGACAAACCUUGCAUCCUUCCAGACCAAGACAUAUUUGCACUUGAUAUCGCGGACCAUUUAACCACGAAUCCGCAAUUGCAGCAAAAGGCAUUGGAUCAGUUCAUGCAGGACCCUGAUCGGACGAAACCCAUGAACGUUUCCAACCGGUCUUUCCAGGGACAAAUGUAUCAACUGUAAAAAUGUCUGGGUCUGGAAGAAUCCAACUUGUCAUGCUGAUUUUGGAUUCUAAAAAAAUCUGUAUUGCAUGAGCAGCAAAGAGAGUCCAAGUUUUGCUACACGGAAAGAGCAUUUGUCAUGCGGCGUAGGCAUCAGGAAGGCCUCACAAAAUCUGUGAUGCUAGGGCAUGCAUCACAGCCAUUAGGAGUCAUGCAAAAUGUGCAUGACAAACCUCGCAAUCUUCCAGACCCAGACAUUUUUACAUUUGAUAAAAUGCUCCAAGGAGCGAUGCGGCAUCAGGAAGAGGUGGCCCGGCGGCAAGCGGCAAGGAGUGCCGGCGGGUUGGGGCGGGGGAGCUCAUCUUCUUCCUCGUCCAAGCAGGAUGGGUGUAAAACGCAGUAAAAAAGUUCUUUCUACGAAGGUGUCGACUGUCGGACGCUGCGGCAGGGCGGGGAAACGAAAAUGAGUUCAGGAACAAUAAGUAUGAAGCCGGGCUUUGUUUUCAGACUCGAUCCUCCUAUGCUGCUGCAGUUUCGGUGCGUCGAAAUCGUCCUCGUCGAGCAAGGUUGCGGGUGCGCCAGCGCUGAUAUCUCGUGUACAACUACUUCCGCAAGAUCUUCGUAGUGCAAGAAGUGGUAUUUCUACUUCUACAGCGGCUUCAAUCCACCUCAUCUCAGGAACAAGUAUUUUUCAUCGACUAAGAUCAAGAUGGAAGAAGCGGCACUAUCCCAGGAAGGAGCCGCGUAAAAAAUGCCGCGGGUCCUCGUCGUGGUGAUUCAGAAGAAGACUGAGAGGAAGGAGUUGUUGUAUACUGUACAACAUAGGCAGCGUUCUGAUAGAAGUAGCACGGUGCUGCGUAGAAAUUGAAAUAUGACCUGAGUAGAAUAGAUAUCGAAAUCGAAAAGUUAUAAUGUGCGAAGGGUCGUCAACAAACGGGGUGUAGUAAGUAAGUCCCAGGUAGCUCGUCCUUCUCGGGAGCCUUUUCCCGCCGACGCACCGGAGCUUUCUACAUCAUGACGUUAUUUCGCAGCAGGUUUACGUUUAUUUGUAAUACGAAUUUGAAACUUGAAUUGGUACUGUAUGAAAAUGAAAGUGAAUUAUUAGAAUCGGAAAGAUUUUUUUCCGCACCAUAGCAAACAUUAGGGAAGUAGUGCCGUUUCGUUGCCAUGAUGCAGGCAGAUUUUGGAUUUAUUGAGUACGCACUCAACUACACAAUCGCGGCUCGAGCGUUGACGUUGAGGUCGUGCAAAGAUGAGGGCUCUGUUGACCAGGACGAGUACAAGAACCCUUCACAACUACCAACUGGCCGCAUUACAAAUUCCUUUGGUUCGCAUCCGCCCCCGGGCUUGGCGGAAUAGAAGAGCAGUAACGCAACAUCUGUGUUCAUCUCUCGUCUGUCGCGUAUCUGCGCUCAUCAACAUCCUCUUUCCCGUUCCGAGAGAGGCUCAGGCGAAGGCGAAGGCGCUGCGCCUACCCGAGACAAAAAAUCUCUACUGUUCACCGGCUCAGGCGAAGGCGCCCACUCUUGUGGUGGUGAGUGAGUCAGCGACUAGAUAUACCCUCAAACAAGUCUAAACAAGCGACGCGGACAACGGUAAAGCGAGUGGCGUUGCGAAUGUAAGAAGCAGAUAAUGAUAAUAAAGAAGAAGAAAGUUAAGAAAUAGGCAAGAAGAAAAGCUUGAUAGCAGCACUGGAGUAGGGUGACAUGGAAGCCAGGGCGACUAUGUUUCUCUGAAGAAGGUGCGUCAGUAUAAGAAAACAAAUCUAGAAAAAGCAAACGGAAUAACGAAGAAGCAGAGCGAAGACGUGAGGAAGCUGGAAGUGAAAAAAGCAAGAACGCAGUCAGAACAAGAGCAAGAAUAGCGGGAAGAAUACAGGGCGAAUGCGAAAGCUUGGCGCGGUAGAAGAGACGAAAUAGCCAGGGCGACUGUAGAUUCCGUUUUCAAGUGCCAAACCCGAGCCAGUAAAUAAAAGACGACUCAGAAAUCAGAAUCAGAUCGCGACGCUUUGCCAAAAUCAAAAGCACAAGAUCGAGUAAAAGAAAAAAGGACAAGACCCGCCCGAAAAAACAAGAACCGCUGCGAGAUAGGAGUUUUUGUCUGGAGUAAGUUCGAGCAAAAUGAAUCUGAAGAAGGACGCAAACCGAUCGCAGAAGACAGAAAAGCAAGCUAGCUCUUGACGCUGCAACCUUGAAACGCUUCUAGGAAUUUGAACAGGUUUUGAUGACUAAUGGCGCUUAAAAGAUAUCGCGGUAGGCCAUGUCAUGGGUUUUUUUAGCAAGAUAGCGAACUCCGUACUAGGUUGAAAAAAACCACGUGACUUACGAACCGAUAGCAUACAGCUCUCGUAAUAGUCAUAUUCCAAAAGAUAAAGACAAAACAAGCGCACUGAUAUCUGAGAAGAAAAGAACAAAAAAUGUCAACAAGAAAAGAAACAAAGACGAAGAUACAGAUGCGAAAAAGUUGGGA